AUGAGCAAACGAAAAAGACAAGAUUUUGAAAAUCAUCAAUUCAUUAAUUCGGGGGAGGUAUUCACUAACAAUAAUAUUGUGGAAGAGAAAUCAACAAAAGUUGUGAAACUCCAACAACAAGAAAUAUUUUCAGAUGAUGUUUGUUUUGAAAUAAUUUCCAUGAUUGAUGAUUCGUGGUUUAUUUUAAAUGAUUGUUCCUUGAUUUCAAAACAAUUCUUUAAUGUGAUCAAGGAACGUUCAAAACUUGUUAUUGAAUUUAAAAAAACAUUCACAGAAAAAAGAAUUGAAUUAUUCAUGAAAAGUCAAUUUAUGAGUAGUAUUGUUAAUGUUAAAUUUUCUUGUCGGUUUCUUGAAGCCAAAUUCAUAACUGAAAUGAAACAAUUAACAUCACUUGAUAUUUCUGAAAAUCAAAUUGGUGAUGAAGGAGCCAAAUAUAUAAGUGAAAUGAGGCAAUUAACAUCACUUGAUAUUUCUGACAUUGAAAUUGGUGAUGAAGGAGCCAAGUACAUCAGUGAAAUGAAACAAUUAACAUCACUUAAUAUUUCUUACAAUGCAAUUAGUGAUGAAGGAGCCAAAUUCAUAAGUGAAAUGAAACAAUUAAUGUCACUCCAUAUAUAUAAGAAUCUAAUUGGUGAUGAAGGAGCCAAAUAUAUAAGGGAAAUGAAACAAUUAACAUCACUUAAUAUUUCUUACAAUUCAAUUAGUGAUGAAGGAGCCAAAUUCAUAAGUGAAAUGAAACAGUUAACAUCACUUGAUAUUGUUUUCAAUGAAAUUAGUGGAGAAGGAGCUAAAUUCAUAAGCGAAAUGAAACAAUUAACAUCACUUGAUAUUUCUGACAAUGAGAUUGGUGAUGAAGGAGUCAAAUACCUAAGUGAAAUGAAACAAUUAACAUCACUUACUAUUUCUGGCAAUGAAAUUACAUAUUGCAAUCAAAUUAGUGAAGAAGGAGCUAAAUUCAUAAGUGAAAUGAAACAAUUAACAUCACUUGAUAUUUCUUACAAUCUAAUUAGUGAUGAAGGUGCCAAAUAUAUAAGUGAAAUGAAACAAUUAACAUCACUUAAUAUUUCUUACAAUUCAAUUAGUGGUGAAGGUGCCAAAUUCAUAAGUGAAAUGAAACAGUUAACAUCACUUGAUAUUGUUAGCAAUCGAAUUGGUGAUGAAGGAGCCAAGUACAUCAGUGAAAUGAAGCAAUUAACAUCACUUAAUAUUUCUGACAAUCAAUUUAAUUCUAAUUGGUGA
Molecule: messenger RNA, 1239 nt
Organism: Naegleria gruberi
Lineage: Eukaryota; Heterolobosea; Eutetramitea; Acrasida; Naegleriidae
Exons: 1
Coding region: 1-1239 (412 amino acids)
Biological process (GO): nucleocytoplasmic transport; activation of GTPase activity
Cellular component (GO): perinuclear region of cytoplasm; cytosol; nucleus
Molecular function (GO): small GTPase binding; GTPase activator activity
Source: RefSeq, a predicted model, not a curated record